This is a messenger RNA of Aspergillus fumigatus Af293, 582 nucleotides long. RefSeq lists its product as uncharacterized. NCBI's taxonomy places the organism in Eukaryota, Fungi, Ascomycota, Eurotiomycetes, Eurotiales, Aspergillaceae. The transcript has 2 exons. The record is from RefSeq and is a predicted model, not a curated record. Bases 1 to 582 code for a protein of 193 amino acids.
AUGAACACUAAUGCGGAAUUGGACGCCUUUGCUGACCGUGUCAUUGCCAUCGAAGCGAUCAAGGAUUCCGACCUGAGUUCUCGUAUAAGCCCGGCGCGACGGGAUCCACUUGAGCCACUUUCCAAUCUGGCCCCGGCGAAUGGAGGAUCGAUAAGGUCGGAUACGAGGUUAAAACCUGAGCCUCAUGGCUGGUCGUUUAAGAACGAAAAUCGAGUGCCCUCACCCAAGCGGCCCCACGCCUGUGAUAUGAGCAAAUUGGUGUCGCCUGCACGUCUCCUUGGAGCAAAGAGGUCACUCACGGACAUAAUACCUUGCCUGCAGGCUCCCAAGAUUAUUUCACAGAAACGCCAGAGGCAUGAGUCUGUUCAGCAGUGGAAUAUUCUGCCUCCAGAUGCCCGCGAACAGUAUAAAAGCCGAGCCAUAUUGUUUACUCGCGCCCACAGUGCACCCACUUCGCAAUUGUUGGCUGAACUGCGUGAGUUUGCAAGUCAGAACGCUGGGUUCGACCAGUGUUUCAUCUCGUACAAAGAAGGUUUUGAUGCCUAUGUGAAGCAAUCUGAUCUAGAUAUCGAGUUAAAAUGA